Molecule: messenger RNA, 2838 nt
Organism: Equus quagga
Lineage: Eukaryota; Metazoa; Chordata; Mammalia; Perissodactyla; Equidae
Gene: STK33
Product: serine/threonine kinase 33
Exons: 12
Coding region: 862-2208 (448 amino acids)
Biological process (GO): mitotic DNA damage checkpoint signaling; protein phosphorylation
Cellular component (GO): nucleus; cytoplasm
Molecular function (GO): protein serine/threonine kinase activity; ATP binding
Source: RefSeq, a predicted model, not a curated record
UCUUUCUCCAAUUUCAGUAGUGGAAAUGUCACAGACAUCAAGUGUUGCUAGUUCAGAAUGUGCACUUUCACCGGAGAGAACAAAAGAAAAACAAACCAACAAAGAUAUUGCCUCUGGAAAAGACUUGGUAAAUAUCGAAGAUUCUGCAUCUGAGCACAAGUUGACAUCCCAUUCCCUAACCCAUCCCUAGCUCCAUCCAUAUCCCAUAGGCCCUUGUCAGCUAGUUCAUUGCCUUCUUAACUAUUAAGGGAACACUUCCUUCUUACGUAAGACGUGAGCAAAGUUGGUUAGUAAUUUCUUUCAUUAUAUGUCCGACCUUUGCCCAUAUUAAUUACUUGCAAGGAUUGUGAAUAAUUUGGAAUGUUAUUUUCUUCAGCUGAUAAAGUAUGAGAUUUAUGCUUGUCGUAAACAUAGGGUGGUUAUUAUUUAAGGCAAUUCCUGAUUAUCCAGGUGGAAUAUCAAAUAUACUUUACAAAAUUGAUUUGCAUUAGUUGCAAACAAUCUGACUAGUCGGUGGGCUGGUUUAGAUGUGCUCACCUUUGUAGAGAAGAGGCAGGGUGGAAGAUUGUAAUUGACAUAGCACAACUUUGGAGACAGAGAGCAGUAAGUUUGAGAAAAGUUAGAUUCUCAGCCCUCAAAGUUCGACUUUUUCAAAUUUUCUGCCUAAACUGUUGUUUCUGAUUUGUAUUACAGUAUAGUUAUUACCAUAUAGGCAUCUCUGAGUGAGUUGUUACUACGUUAUUUUCAUUUGAAGCAUAUUUUGUGAAUGUCUGGCUAGUAAUUUUUAAUGUAUAACCUAUUUGAGAUGAUUGUUAUGUUUUGAAACAAAGGUGAUUGAGAAAGCUGUGAAGGUUUCAUAUCAUGAUUUUAAAGAAUCAUCGGCCCUCAAGAACCUCAAAUGUAGAGAGAAAAAUAUCUCAACAGCAGUGGGGUCGGGGCAACUUUACAGAAGGAAAAGUUCCUCACAUAAGGAUGGACAAUGGAGCUGCUAUUCAGGAAAUCUAUACCUUUGGAAGAAUAUUGGGACAAGGGAGCUUUGGAUUGGUCAUUGAAGCUACGGACAAGGAAACAGAAACUAAGUGGGCUAUUAAAAAAGUGAACAAAGAGAAGGCUGGAAGCUCUGCCGUGAAGUUACUUGAACGGGAGGUGAACAUUCUAAAAAGUGUGAAACAUGAACAUAUCAUACAUCUGGAACAAGUCUUUGAGACGCCUAAGAAAAUGUACCUUGUGAUGGAGCUUUGUGAGGAUGGAGAACUCAAAGAAAUUCUGGAUAGGAAAGGGCAUUUCUCAGAGAAUGAGACAAGGUGGAUCAUUCAAAGUCUUGCAUCAGCUAUAGCAUAUCUUCACAAUAAGGAUAUAGUACACAGAGAUCUAAAACUGGAAAACAUAAUGGUUAAAAGCAGCUUUAUCGAUGCUAACGAUGAAAUGAACUUAAACAUAAAGGUGACGGAUUUUGGCUUAGCUGUGAAGAAGCAGGGUCGAGGUGAGGCCAUGCUGCAGAGCACGUGUGGGACUCCUAUCUACAUGGCACCUGAAGUUAUCAAUGCCCAUGACUAUAGCCAGCAGUGUGACAUUUGGAGCAUCGGUGUAAUAAUGUACAUUUUGUUAUGUGGAGAACCACCCUUUUUGGCAAGCUCGGAAGAGAAACUUUUUGAGUUAAUAAGAAAGGGAGAACUACAUUUUGAAGAUCCAGUCUGGGAUUCCAUAAGUGAUUGUGCUAAAAGUGUUUUGAAACAACUUAUGAAAAUAGAUCCUGCUCACAGAAUCACAGCUAAGGAACUCCUAGAUAACCAGUGGCUAACAGGCAACACACUUUCCUCGGCAAGACCAACCAAUGUGUUAGAAAUGAUGAAGGAAUGGAAAAAUGACCCAGGAAGUGAUGAGGAAAACAUAAAAGAUCAAAAGAACUGGUCUAUUCAAAAAGAGUUGAAAGGUUACCAACCCAGCAGACCCGGUGGAAAUGUCCAGGAUGUCAAUAGCACUUCAGAUGAAGAGGAGGAAAAACAGUCCACUGCAUCUCCUGUGACCUGUAAGAAGGGAAAUAUGGACAACUUGGAUGUGAGCAAUUUAAGUUACACAUGUAGCAGACUCCUUCCAGGUGGACUCAAGGGAGAACCAGAGAAACAACCUGUGACUUCAAGCCAAGGAACAGCAACCAAAGGCGCUGCCAAAUCCACUGCCCUGCCUAGAACCAAGAAGAAACUCUGAGGUCCCCUCUAACGCUGCGUAGUACAACGCUGAAUAGUAAAGCAGAGCUGCUCUUUCUAGUGCUAAAGUGAGGGGAUAGGAGGGGAACAGGACAGUACCGUGCCGAGCUCUCAGCCUUUUCUGUCCUGAGCCCUGCCAUGUGUUUGCACCAGUUUUCGGUUGAAGCCAGUUAUCUCCAAAGCAGCCUGUUGCUAAAGGACAGCCGCCAACAGGCUUGACCGCGGGCUGCGGCUGAAAUCGGCUCGAGACGUUUCCGAGAGCUGUUUGAGAGGAGCACAUGCCCUCAGAGCAAGGCCGUGGGCAUCCUUGCUCGGUUUUACUUCAGAUUCUUAUAUUCAGGCACAAUUAUUUGUAGGGGAAAAUGAGAGCCACGUGUGGUAACGGAGGUCCCAAAUAAUUAUGUGCACUUUGCGCUAGAAGGCUCUGUCAGAAAAUUAUUAAUAAACUUGUCGUAGGUGUAACAGCAGAAGUGCCUCAGCCAUUCACGUGUGUUCUUGUGAUUGUAGGUUGCUGUAGAUUCUUUAAGACAGCUUAUUUUAAACCUAGAAAAACAGGAGAUUUUGUAACUGCUUGCCAUUAACUUGCUGCUAAAUUCCCAAUGUAUUGAUUAAAUCAAUAAAAAGCAGAUGU